Lachnellula hyalina is the source of this 615-nucleotide messenger RNA. RefSeq names its product Secondary metabolism regulator LAE1. Bases 1 to 615 code for a protein of 204 amino acids. Gene Ontology annotation, molecular function: methyltransferase activity. Lineage: Eukaryota; Fungi; Ascomycota; Leotiomycetes; Helotiales; Lachnaceae. The record is from RefSeq and is a predicted model, not a curated record. The transcript has 3 exons.
AUGCUUCGGGGAGAGCUUUAUGAGGCUCCGGUGAAAAACCCACACAAAAACGAUUCUAACAUUCAAAGCGACGUCGCAGAAAAACACCCAGAAGCAGAUGUGAAAGGCAUAGACGUUUCUCCGAUUCAACCCACAUGGGUACCACCUAAUGCCAGGUUUGAACUAGAUGACUAUAAUUUGGAGUGGCAAGACAUAGACAAAUACGAUUUGAUCCAUCAGCGAGAACUUCUCGGCUCAAUCCCAGACUGGCCCAAAUUCUACAGGGAAUGUUUCAAAGCGCUCAAACCAGGCGGAUGGAUAGACUGCUCCGAGCCCGGUCUGUACUUCGAGUCAUUCUAUGACACUCUCGGCGAAGACCAUGCCUACAAAACAUGGGGAACCGCAAUGUUCGAAGCUGGAAACAAGGCAGGACUGAGUUUUGACGUUGCUCCAUAUAUGAAGGGGUGGCUGGAGGACGCGGGGUUUAUCAAUGUCCGCGAAAGGAAAUUUUGCUGUACGAUUGGCAAAUGGUCAAAAGAUCCCUGGGAAAGGGAGGUUGGUGUGUGGGAGCAAUUAAGGCUUGACGCUGGAUGCCAAGAUUUUUGCGAAAGAAGAUUUAUGAACGAACUGGGGUAA